Molecule: messenger RNA, 1895 nt
Organism: Hordeum vulgare subsp. vulgare (domesticated barley)
Lineage: Eukaryota; Viridiplantae; Streptophyta; Magnoliopsida; Poales; Poaceae
Product: threonine synthase, chloroplastic-like
Exons: 1
Coding region: 86-1684 (532 amino acids)
Biological process (GO): L-cysteine biosynthetic process
Cellular component (GO): cytoplasm
Molecular function (GO): threonine synthase activity
Source: RefSeq, a predicted model, not a curated record
UCCUCCCUAAUCCCCCUCCCUCCCUCGCCCGCCCCCCAUCUCCCUCCUCCGCCCCGCCGCCAAGGCCAAGCUCCCUCGCCGCGCCAUGGCGACACCCGCCGCCGUCACCACCUCCUCGCUCUCCCUACUCUUCGCGCACCCCCACUCCCACCACCCCUCCACCAAGCAGCGCCUCGACAGGUCCCAUCUCCGCCUCCCGCUCCGCGCCGCGCCACGCCGCACGCGCUGCGCCGCCGAGGGCGCCUCGGCGUCGACCGCCACCAAGCACCGCCGCCCCGCGGAGGAGAACAUCAGGGAGGAGGCCGCGCGCCUCCGCGGGCCCGCCACGACCUUCUCGGCGUGGUACGAGCCGUUCCCCCCGGCCUCCGAUGGCGACCCCAACGAGCGCUACUCGCUCGACGAGGUCGUCUACCGCUCCAGCUCCGGCGGCCUCCUAGACGUCCGCCACGACAUGGAGGCGCUCGCGCGCUUCCCGGGCUCCUACUGGCGCGACCUCUUCGACUCCCGCGUCGGCCGCACCACCUGGCCCUACGGCUCCGGUGUCUGGUCCAAGAAGGAGUUCGUGCUCCCGGAGAUCGACUCCGACCACAUCGUCUCUCUGUUCGAGGGAAACAGCAACCUCUUCUGGGCCGAGCGCCUCGGCCGCGAGCACCUCGGCGGGAUGAACGAUCUCUGGGUCAAGCAGUGCGGCAUCUCGCACACGGGCUCCUUCAAGGACCUCGGCAUGACGGCGCUCGUCAGCCAGGUCAAUCGCCUCCGCCGGGCUCCGCUCUCGCGCCCCAUCAACGGCGUCGGGUGCGCGUCCACUGGCGACACUUCCGCCGCGCUCUCGGCCUACUGUGCCGCCGCGGGCAUCCCCGCCAUCGUGUUCCUCCCUGCCGACCGCAUCUCGCUGCAGCAGCUCAUCCAGCCCAUCGCCAACGGCGCCACAGUGCUCUCGCUUGACACGGAUUUCGACGGAUGCAUGCGGUUAAUCAGGGAGGUUACAGCUGAGCUGCCCAUAUAUCUCGCAAACUCACUCAACUCGCUUCGGCUGGAGGGGCAGAAGACUGCAGCCAUCGAGAUAUUGCAACAGUUCAAUUGGCAGGUACCGGACUGGGUCAUUAUCCCAGGAGGCAAUCUGGGCAACAUUUAUGCUUUCUACAAGGGGUUUGAGAUGUGCCGUGCUCUUGGGCUAGUUGAUCGUGUUCCACGGCUUGUAUGUGCACAGGCCGCCAACGCAAACCCACUGUACCGGUAUUACAAGUCUGGGUAUACUGACUUCCAGUCACUUGUUGCUGGAACUACAUUUGCAUCUGCCAUACAGAUUGGUGAUCCAGUGUCUAUUGACCGAGCGGUUGUUGCACUGAAGGCAACUGAUGGUAUUGUCGAGGAAGCUACAGAGGAGGAACUCAUGGAUGCGACGGCGCUUGCUGACCUCACUGGGAUGUUCGCCUGCCCACACACUGGGGUUGCACUUGCUGCUCUGUUCAAGCUGCGCGACCAGGGUAUAAUUGGCACUAACGACCGCACGGUGGUUGUUAGUACAGCACACGGGCUAAAGUUCACACAAUCAAAGAUCGACUACCACGAUAAGAACAUCAAGGACAUGUUGUGCCAGUAUGCCAAUCCACCCAUCAGUGUGAAGCCUGACUUUGGUUCUGUCAUGGAUGUUCUCCAGAAGAAGCUCAAUGGUAAGAUCUGAGCUUACCUUUUAUUAACCUCAAGAGUUCCAUCUUGUUUAUUGUCACAGCGGGUUGUACUUUGGUGACCGUAGUAUGGCGAUAUCAUCUUUAUUUUCCAGUACUAGGUUCUUGAGGCUCUUCUAACUAUAGGCAAAAGUGGAUAGAGCUUUCCUUGUACUUCAUCUGUAUCAUGUAAUAUCAAUAAUAAGAUAUGAUGUCAUGGUUGAAUAA